AUGGGUCUUCUCUCCACUCUGAGUUUUCUUCUUCUCAGCGCCACUCAAGCUUCGGCCCGUGUCGUCCGCUACGACUGGAACAUCACGACGCUCAACACCACCAUCUUCGACGGCGUUCGGGGCAAAUUUGGCUACGGCAUCAACAACGAACUGGCUGAUCUCCACCCUAUCAACGUCACGUUCGGCGAUGAGGUUGAGGUGCACGUGACCAACAAGCUCACGGAGCAGACGUGUCUCCACUGGCACGGGCUGCGGCAAUUCGGUACUCAAGAAAUGGACGGCGUCUCCGGCAUCACGCAGUGCCAGAUCCAGCCGAACGUGACGGCCAUCUACCGAUUCAAACCCGACAAGUGCGGCACCUUCUGGUUCCACGGUCACGAGGAAGUGCAGUACGCCUACGGUCUCCGUGGACCCCUCAUCGUCCACUGUCCUCCUAAACUACAGCAGAGCUGGGAGAAGGAUGUCUACAAGGAGUACACGAUCAUGUUGACCGACUGGUACCACGACUUGCCGGUCGGUGCUCCCAUCUGGGACACCGUGCUGAUCAACAACGUCGGGCGCUACAAUUGCACCGUGGCGGAGGCUGCUGGUUUCGAGUGUGGCCCUGGUCGUCCAUUGCCUCGCUUCCAGUUCGUACCGGGCAAGAAAUACCUGCUUCGCCUGAUCAACACGUCGGCUAUGGCGGCGUUCAAAGUCAGUAUUGACGGCCACACGUUCCAAGUGGUGGCAAGUGACGCUGACUACCUCAAACCUUCGACGCCUGUUAACUCAGUGACGAUCAACGUGGCUCAACGCUAUGACAUUCUCGUACAGGCCAAGUCGUCGGCAUCUCAGGGCCAAGGCCAGGGUCAAAGCCAGAGCCAGAAGCAAGGUCAGACUGGUGGGAAGAAUACGGCGCUUGGCUCCUUCUGGCUGCGUGUGCACUCUCCAUUCGGCAUUCCUUGGACGGCUCGCGAAGCCGACCAGGUCCCGGAAGGAUUCAACCCCGACGCACUCGCUAUCAUUGAUUACCAAGCUGGAGCAAAGGCAGACCCGACGACGUCAGCGUGGGCGACAGAGGUGACUAUCGGAGAAUUCGACUACAACCCGGCCGUUCCAGUGACUCUCCCGACAGCACCUGAUCAACGUAUCGUCGCUGAGUUUACGCUUGGUGUACUUGCUCCGAACCCGACGGCUUUCCUCGGUUACAUGGCUCUCGACGGCGGUGACUUCAGCUCGCUGGUGAUUCCCGAUAGCCCACCACUCUUCACUAUCGCCCAAGGCGCUAAGACAGAGGAGCUACCAACCACGGCCAACGCUAUCAAACUCAAGCACAACGACCAUGUUGAAGUGGUGGUGGUGAACGAGACGCCGGACCAGCACCCGUUCCACCUGCACGCCCACUCUCCGUGGAUCGUCGGAAGUGGUCACGCCUCCCGUGAUAACAUCCUGGCGGGCAAUGUGACGGCCUUGCGGCUGAACGGACCUAUGCAGCACGACGUCUUCACGGUGCCCGAGUGUAUGACCGACGCUGAUGGCGCUUGCACCGACCUCGGCUACGUCGUCUUCCGCUUGAACGCCGACAACCCGGGCGUGUGGCUUAUGCACUGCCACAUUGACUGGCAUUUUGUGCUUGGGUUGGCCAUGCUGUUCGUAGAAGCAGAGGACGUUCUUCAUGACGAAGGUCUGGGUGCGUUCUCGUCCAACAUGCUGAUGAGUGUGUGCAACGGAAACUUCACCCUGUAA
Phytophthora nicotianae INRA-310 is the source of this 1725-nucleotide messenger RNA. RefSeq lists its product as hypothetical. The record is from RefSeq and is a predicted model, not a curated record. Bases 1 to 1725 code for a protein of 574 amino acids. The transcript has a single exon. NCBI's taxonomy places the organism in Eukaryota, Oomycota, Peronosporomycetes, Peronosporales, Peronosporaceae. Gene Ontology annotation, molecular function: oxidoreductase activity; copper ion binding.